AUGACUGAAUUCAUUCCCUUCUUGGAGGGCCUGAGCGUGUGUAGCUUCCCGGGAAAGCAUCCCUCAUGUCUUGACCAUCUACGGCUACUCGAAACGCAUCUCAAAGUCAAGGAGAAUCCCAUCUUCUACUCUCAAGAGCCGACCAUGGCGCGUCUCCAAAGCUUGCUCUCCACCAUCCUCGUCGCGAUUUCGCUCGUCGGACCAUCUAUUGCCGCGCCAAACCCAUCGGCCGACUUUGACAUCAGCACCCGUGCCACGGUGAGAGUCGGUCGGCGCCAAUUGCCAGUUGAAGCUUUCCAUCCUGCUUCCACCUACGAGACCUAUGGAGAAGGCCUUUUGCAACCUGAACCUCUCGUUCCUGUCGAUCUCCCAACGGAGGCCCGAGAAUUCGUCGCUGAGAAGCUAAACAUCGAUCGUGAAUCCGUGGACUAUCGAAGUGGAUUCGCAUCCAAUGGUAGGAGGCACGCCUACCUCCGCCAACGACGCAAUGGCAUCAACUUUGCCAACGCUGUCGCCAACGUCGCGUUCAAGGACAACAAAGUCGUCUCCUUUGGCUCUUCCUUCGUCAACCCAAACCGCGUCGCCCCUCCUACUCCAAGCAUCCAAGUUGAAUCCGUCAUCCCGACUAUCGAAGAAGCACUCGACGGCAAAUAUAAUGGACAUCCCACUCGUCUCGAGUACCUCGCCCGCCCAGAUGGCUCUGCUUCCCUGACGUUUGCGGUUCAGAUCGAGAAUCUCGAGCAGAACACCUGGUACGAAGCGUUCGUCGAUGCACAGAAUGGAGAGCUGCUCUCGGUUGUCGAUUUUACCGCCGAUGCUGCUUAUCGCGUGCUACCCAUCCAAAAUCAGGCGUUCCCUGAUGGCCUCGAACUGCUGGUCGACCCAGAAGAUACCACUUCUUCGCCACUUGGGUGGCACACCUUCGAGAACGGAACGACCACGACCACGACUUCCGGCAACAACGUCGUCUCCUUCAAAGGCAACCAGGACACUGGCCUCACCUCCGAAUUAUCUCCCGGCGUGUUCGACUACACCUACGAUGAUACCCUCGCCCCCGCCGUCCUCUCCAACGUCGAUGCAGCUCGCACCAACGCCUUUUACGUCGUCAACGCCAUCCAUGACUUCGCCUACCGCUACGGUUUCACUGAGGCAGCGUUCAACUUCCAGCAAGAUAACUUCGGCAAGGGCGGUGUCGGCAACGAUCGUGUCACCAUCAGUGUACAGGACGCCUCGGGUACCAACAACGCCAACUUCGCUACUCCUCCAGAUGGACAAUCAGGAAGGUGCCGCAUGUACAUCUGGACUACGACCAGUCCCAACCGAGACGGAUCCCUGCAGAACGACAUCAUUGUUCACGAAGUUGCGCAUGGCAUCUCUAACCGCUUGACAGGCGGUGGAACUGCCUCUUGUCUCCAGACUACCGAGUCGCGAGGAUUGGGUGAAGGCUGGUCUGACGCCCUCGCAGAGUGGACCCAACAGAAGUCUGAGCAAGUCAACGACUACGUUCUCGCUGCCUAUGUCUUCAACAACCCUGGUGGAAUCCGAUCCUUCCCGUACUCGACCAGCAACGUUACCAACCCCUCGACGUAUGCCAACGUGCAAGGCCAGUUCAGCGUGCACCGCAUUGGUGAGAUUUGGGCAAACAUCCUCCACAACGUCUACGCCGCACUAGUCGGCCAGUAUGGCUGGUCUCCAGCUGCUAGAACCAACCCCGACGGUCUCGAGGGUAACAUCGUCUGGCUCCACCUCUUCAUGGACGGACUCACUUUGCAGCCUUGCAACCCCACUUUUGUCGCCGCACGCGACGCGUGGAUUCAAGCCGACGCCAACCGAUACGACGGUGCUAACCGAUGCUUGCUCUGGAGAGUCUUUGCCAGCCGUGGUCUCGGUCUCAACGCCCGCGCAGCAUCAUACGUCAACAACUUCGACGUUCCUGAGGACUGUGUGGAGUGAGGGCCUAGUGAAGAGUGUCACUAGCUACGAGACACACCAGUUAUCAGGCGCAAUCCAACUACAAGGAAGAACGAAGGAUAGGACGGGGGAACAGGUCAGCGUAAUGUGUAAUGUAAUGUAAUUUAUUGUUUACUUUCAGGAAUCUCAGUAUCGCUGGUUUUCCCUUUG
Coprinopsis cinerea okayama7#130 is the source of this 2121-nucleotide messenger RNA. RefSeq names its product metalloprotease MEP2. Lineage: Eukaryota; Fungi; Basidiomycota; Agaricomycetes; Agaricales; Psathyrellaceae. The transcript has 15 exons. Gene Ontology annotation, molecular function: metalloendopeptidase activity; zinc ion binding. The record is from RefSeq and is a predicted model, not a curated record. Bases 1 to 1953 code for a protein of 650 amino acids.